Molecule: messenger RNA, 817 nt
Organism: Toxotes jaculatrix (banded archerfish)
Lineage: Eukaryota; Metazoa; Chordata; Actinopteri; Toxotidae
Product: troponin I, fast skeletal muscle-like
Exons: 7
Coding region: 124-660 (178 amino acids)
Biological process (GO): muscle contraction
Cellular component (GO): troponin complex
Source: RefSeq, a predicted model, not a curated record
UUUGCCUUUGGGGAAUCCAAUAUAUACCAACUUAAAAUGCCGAGACUGAGCUGCUGCCCAAACCUGUCGCGCUGUUCUGUUUCCAUCUUCAGUUGAAAGGUGUGAGGCCAAACAAACGCCAACAUGUCAGAGAAAAAGAUGUCGUCGAGUCGCAAGCAUCAUCUGAAGAGUUUGAUGCUGUCCAUCGCCAAAGGUUUACUGGAGGAGGAGGAGAAGGAGCGAGAGGUGGAGAGGAGGAGGUACAUGGCUGAGAACUGCCCCCCUCCGUCCAUGCCCAGGAGCAUGCAGGAGCUGCAGGAGCUGUGCAGAGAGAUCCACCACAAGAUCGACGUGAUCGAUGAGGAGAGAUAUGACCUGGAGAUGAAAGUCAACAAGUCCAACAAGGAGAUCGACGACCUGAAGAUCAAAGUUCAGGACUUGAUGGGCAAAUUCAAGAAGCCCGUCCUGAGGAAAGUACGAAUGUCGGCUGACGCCAUGCUGAAAGCUCUGCUGGGCUCCAAACAUACGGUCAACCUGGACCUGAGGGCCAACCUGAAGCAGGUCAAGAAGGAGGUGAAAGAGGAGGAUAAGGAACUGCGUGACGUCGGUGACUGGCGUAAAAACAUUGAAGACAAAUCUGGUAUGGACGGGAGAAAGAAGAUGUUUGAGGCCGAGGCUUAAAUCAGUGUCUCAUCAAAACUGGCCUAUUUAUAGUCUCGGUUUUUCAAUGACAUGGUUUGGACGAACAUUUAACAUUUAAAUAGCACAAAUGCAUUUUUCUGAAACACGAUACAACCUGUAGAAACUUUGAUCGAAUAAACAAGCAACACCUGCUGAA